Messenger RNA from Pygocentrus nattereri (red-bellied piranha), 4656 nucleotides. RefSeq names its product STEAP family member 4 (gene steap4). Bases 341 to 1753 code for a protein of 470 amino acids. The transcript is spliced from 5 exons. Gene Ontology annotation, molecular function: cupric reductase (NADH) activity; ferric-chelate reductase (NADPH) activity. Lineage: Eukaryota; Metazoa; Chordata; Actinopteri; Characiformes; Serrasalmidae. Gene Ontology annotation, cellular component: plasma membrane; endosome. The record is from RefSeq and is a predicted model, not a curated record. Gene Ontology annotation, biological process: copper ion import.
CUUGUGGCUUCUUAAGCGAAUACAGUCCUGUGCAAUUAACAGGAAAGCCACUGCUCUGAAGUCAGUGAGGAAACAUACCUAUUUUGAAAUCACUGCGUGAAGACGAGUCGUAACAAAAAACAGCAGAUUUGCGAAACACAGGGCUGGAAGAGAGGCAAAUGGACACAAAUGACCAACACCUAUGACUCCAUGAGAAAUUAGGCAAAACAGUCAUUUGAGCAUUUCAGCAUUCUGGAGUUUUUCAAGGAGACGAAUCGGGUACAAGGGUUGCUGAAGAAGACGUUUGACUGUAACAGUUAAGAAAGCCUUGGAGCAUCUUGGGAGACACUUCUCUGCAUAUAUGAAGCCAGACUCCAUUACCAUGACCACACUGAGCGGUCUGUGUAAGCAAGAUGUGGUGUGUAUCUUCGGCACGGGUGACUUCGGCCGCUCUUUAGGCCUCCGCUUGCUCCAGGCGGGGUAUGAGGUCGUCUACGGAUCCAGAGACCCCAAAAACUCAGCUUUGCUGCCCAAGGGGGCCAAGGUUAUGACCCAUGAGGAGGCGGCUCAGGCGGCCAGAGUGAUCUUCGUGGCUGUUCAUCGAGAGCACUAUGACUUUCUGAGCUCUUUGAGCCUGGCUCUGGAAGGAAAAGUGCUGGUGGAUAUCAGUAAUAACCUAAGAAGGGGUCUGUACCCACAAUCCAAUGCUGAAUACCUGAGCACACUGGUACCAGGGGCUGUUGUGGUCAAAGCCUUCAACACCAUCUCCGCAUGGGCACUGCAAUCUGGGGGGCUGGAUGCCAACAGACAGGUGCUGAUCUGUGGCAACAACCCUGAUGCUAAGCAAGCAGUGGUGGACAUCGCCCACAGUCUUGGCCUCACCGCCUUGGACCGAGGGUCCCUGAGAGCAGCUUCUGAGCUGGAGGACAUCCCCCUCCAGCUCUUCCCCAUGUGGAGACUACCCUUCCGUAUCGCUGUUGGACUGCUGGCAGUUUUCUUCAUCUAUGUGUUAAUCCAGGAUGUCAUCUACAAGUGGGUCAUGGAAAAGAAGGACAUUUCUUUCCGCAUCAUGGUCUCCCUGGCUAAUAAAGCGUUCCCGAUGGUCGCUUUGGUGAUGCUGGCGCUGUGCUACCUGCCAGGUAUCAUGGCGGCCUUCCUACAGCUCUACAAUGGCACCAAGUACCGCCGCUUUCCCGACUGGCUGGACCGUUGGAUGCUGUGCAGAAAGCAGCUGGGAUUGCUGGCUCUAGCCUUCGCUUUCCUGCAUGUGCUCUAUACCUUCGCCAUCCCCAUCAGAUAUUAUGUUUACCAUCGCAGAGUCACCUUCACUUCCACAAUAAUCAAAGAGAAUAAAACCUACGAGUUCGAAAACAUCAUGGCCUGGCGCUCCGACUCCUACCUGGCUAUGGGAAUGCUGGGAUUUGCAUUGUUUGUUUUGUUGGGAAUCACGUCUCUCCCAUCUGUCAGCAACUCACUCAACUGGAGAGAAUUCAGCUGCAUACAGUCUAAACUAGGCCAUCUGACCCUGCUGCUGUGCACAGCUCAUGCCUUUCUAUAUGGCUGGGACAAGUUCCUGAAGCCCGCUUCAUAUAAGUGGUGGAUGCCGCCUGGCUACAUGGUGUCGCUGGUGGUCCCUUGCGUGGUUCUGGUUCUGAAAUUGUUCCUGAUUACUCCAUGUAUGGACCGCACCAUCACCCGCAUACGUCAGGGCUGGGAGAGAUCAGCUGGCAUGCCACACAAGGAGGAGAAGAGCAGUCAGCCAUUAAUUCUGUAAAGGACGCUGAACACAGUGUGUUCUCUGAAAAUGAAAGUUCCUCAGAAAUUGUCAGAGGUGGGUAGAGUAGCCAGAGCCUAUACUUAAAUAAAGGUACUGUUACUGUAAUGAAGUAAUGGCUGAAGUAGAAGUAAAAGUAGCCUAGCAAAAAUAAACUCCAGUAUUUAGUCCAAAGACUUUUCACAUUUUAAGUUCCCUGUACAACCGGAUCUCUAGCACAAAGUUCAACACCUCACUCUAACAUGUAGAUUUUCCUAUGUGGUAGAUCUCCAGCAUCCAGGACUGACCCUGCUCUAGCACAUCUAGCAUCUAUCAGCAUAGAAACUGCAGGUGGUUUGACACUAUUUCUGGGAUCCUUUUGGUCUAAUCCAGUGGUCACAACCCCCUGGAGAUCUCCUUUCUAGCAGAAAAGAGGAUCUCUCAUCUAACAGGCUCAUAGCCUACUUCCUUGAGACCAAUGCAUCUGGUCCAGCCAGAAGCAGGUGUGGCAGGUUGUGGUUGGAGACUCCACAGGAAGGCACAUCUCCAAGGCCAAGGUUGGUGAACACUGGUUUAAAAUUAAAAGGCUAAAGCCAAAAAGUGAGAAGUGUGAUCAACAAAUAUGGAGCAAACGGAUUGAAUGAAGUGAAGCCCAGAAAUAGGAACUAGUGACUAAAUUUGGUGGUCAAAAUGAAGGCCAAAGUAGCUUCUUUUCCUUACAAAUAGAUUUAAUUAGAAGUAAAAUCAUCUCACAGGUGUAUCCAUCCACUAGAAUUUACAUUUACAUGUUAAGUGUACAGAACUGAGCAGUGGCGUUACUACUGGGGAUCUCUGGGGAUCCAUAUGGCUCCUCAUAGAUACUGACACAAUUGUAAACUCAUGACUCAAAGAUCCAGUUUCUUAACAACAAGCCUCACACUACACAGACAGUUAUGACAUCUCCUAUAUGGUAAACCGUGUUUAACUGGAUCAUUCACAUCCCACAACAUAAUAAAUGAGACAAUAGUUAAAAGUAGCCUCGUUAACUCCUUGGAACCACUGGUGGUUCCACAAUGCACUUCGUCAUAUUCUUCAUAACUUUAAUAUUUUAUGAUCUACACUCAAAAGGUGGGUGUCGUACGAGGCUGUAACUGGGUUCUCUCUAGUUAAAUAGAUGGGUGAUGUAAUUUUAAACCAUCAUAGUAAAAGAAGCCGAGCUCACAAUUUGUUUUCCACUGAAAGUCGACCUAUUUUUCCGCAAAUCUGGGCUAUGAAUUAUAAACAGAUGGCGUCUCUUCAGUGAUCUGCUCUGUAAAUAUUAUUUUUAUAAAAUAAUACAAGCGUCUAAGAUUUUUGGCUUUCAGCUGUAAAUUGUAAGCAUAGAGCAAUAUGUGUGAUCAUAAAACGCAUGCAUGCUCUGUUCAUUUGAAGGGAGCUUUUACAAAAAAUAAAUAAAAAAAAUAAAAAUUUGCAUUAUUUCACGCAGUUACUGAAUAAUUUGCCUUACGAUUUGGCCACAAAUUCAAAUGGAAAAAAACAAAAUUUUUGGUCCCACUUUAUAUUAAGUGUCCCUGAUAACUGUGUAGUUAUAUGUGAACAACUUAUGCACCAACAGUGGAACUACUAAUGUUUUAGUCACUGUUACAGGUGGAUUACAGUAGGAUGUCUUAUGUAAUUACACCUGUGUAGCAACUUCAGUUGUUCUAUAGGUACAGUGCAAUUACAGAGUGGUAAUUAUAGAAUGGCAAUUAAUGUGAUGUGGUUAGUUACCUUGUUACAACACAGUUAUUCUACAGUAAUUAUGUAAACCAAAUGUACUAUGUUAAAAAACCUCUGAUCUCAUGUAUCAAAAAGAUAUGCUUGUGUAAUUACAAGAGGCAAAAUAUACAUGUGUAAUUACACAGGUACAGCUGUAAUCCAUCUGUAACACUGAUUAAAUCACCAGUAGUUACAGUUGUUAAAUAGGCUAUUGAUGUGUAACUACACAGUUAUUAGAGACACUUAAUAUAAAGUGCGACCCAAUUUUCCCCUGGAGAAUAAGAGGUUAUUAACAGUAGUUUGUACAUUUUCAUCAGUAACUUUUUUCUUUGCACGGGGGGCCCUAAGAUAGUAGUUAUGCCACUCAAACUGAGCAAAUGGAACUAGGCCCUACCCACCUCUGACAACUGCACUAUGCGGACCUGAACUGAUCGUAACAGUAGAGUUAAAUUGAUGGCUCAUCACUGUUGUCACUGUCUAUUGAAAAGGAUUAAAAUUAGGAUUAAAAUCCAUUGGUUCUUCAUUUAAUUUAAUUUCGUGUAGGUUUAAAACCUUCUUGAUACGCACAUAUGCAUAUUAAAAGUAAAGGCCCCAAAGAGGGUCCUUUGGAGCCAUGCUUGGUUCCUUCAAGAACAUAAUUUGUCCUACUGUACUAACAAAGAAACUUUAGGAACUUUACUUUCAAGAGUUUAGAGCACAGCUAGAGUAGCACAAUUGUAUUAUACUGCAUUAAUCAUCAACCAUCAGCAACUUUAUUCUGGUGGCUCUGCUGAUCUUUUGACCCCUUCUAAGCUAUCUAGAAGUCUCAGUAGGGCUUUCAGUGCUGUUUUCAGGGCACAUUUCUCAUAGUGUAUAAAGCACUUUAACAUGGCUUCUUAAUUCCCAUCGUUUCUGAGCUAUUUCCUCACAAGCUUCUCUCAAAGGACGUUUCUCUUUAGAUGUAAUCGAUCCGGCCAUGGGCAGCAACUUCCUGCACUGUCUGCUUCUUUUCUGUAGAGAAAUGCUUUCCUUUCUCUCUCAUGUGGAGUAGAAAAGGACUGUCAUUCAUAAUGUCAAUCACGUGUCCAGACUGCGAUACUCUUGUAUAGAGCUUUGAUAAAAUACCACAGUCACAUAUAAAGCUUUUUUUUUAGUUCCAUCUGCUUUUGUGCCAAGUAUUCCUGAAAUAAAUAAUAAAAACCGCAGUG